AUGGACGGUCUAGAAAUAAAGCAAAAUGGCCACACAGAAGUCCACAGACCUGUGGCUGGCAUAUUUCUGGAGAACACAAAGGAGAAGAUAACCAUAUAUCAAGCCAUGAAAAAACGUAUGCUUAAGGCAGGAACAGCAUUAGCCCUGCUUGAAGCACAAGCUGCCACAGGGGGCAUCAUAGACCCAAAAAACAACAGAGUACUUCCUGUUGCAGACGCUGUUAAAGAGGGAGUAGUUGGACCAGAGAUGAAAGAGAAACUCCUCACAGCGGAGAAAGCCAUCAGUGGCUAUGUAGACCCCUACACCAAGCAAACAAUAUCUGUAUUCCAGGCAAUGCAGAAAGAUUUAGUUCCAAGAGAUUAUGGAUUGAGGCUUCUGGAAGCACAGAUAGCCACACAAGGCCUGUUUGAUCCCACUCAGAAGUCAAAUAUUUCAAUUGAAUCAGCGAUUCAAAAGGGCUACUAUGAGAAAGGUUUGCUCAACGACCAGAUGUCAGAGCUCAAAGUGUUCUACCAUCCAAUCUCACAAGAAAAUCUCAACUACCAGAACCUCCUAGAGAAAUGUACUGUGGAGCCCGGCACAGACCUGCUGCUCCUUCCUGUCUGCAUCACCUUCAAAGGUCUGCGAAGAGGCAUUUCCUCCAUUCAGCUCUUUGAAUCAAAGAUCAUUGACAAAGGAACAUUUGAUGACCUACAGAAGGGAAAGACCACAACACAGGAUGUGUUGCUGAUGGAACAAGUUAAAGAAUACCUGGUGGGCAAAGCCAGUAUUGCAGGCAUUGCGCUACUCUCAACCAAUCAGAGAAUGAGCAUUUAUGAAGCCAUGAAACAACGCAUACUCAUGCCUGGAACAGCACUUGUUCUACUGGAGGCACAAGCUGCAACUGGAUUCAUGAUUGAUCCUGUCAAAAAUAAAACCUACACUGUGGACGAGGCCGUCAAAAUCAAACUUGUUGGCCCAGAAUAUCAUGCAAGGCUGCGUUCAGCUGAGAAAGCAGUAACUGGAUACAAAGACCCAUACACAGGUGAAACUAUAUCCCUGUUUCAAGCACUGUCAAAAGACCUCAUCGUUAAGGAUCAUGGGAUCCGACUGCUUGAGGCGCAAAUUGCUACAGGUGGAAUAGUAGACCCAGUCAACAGUCACAGACUUCCAACUGAAGUGGCCUUCAAGAGAGGUUACUUUAAUGAGGAAAUGAAUGCCAUACUAGAGGAUCCAGGGGAUGACACAAAAGGGUUUUUUGAUCCAAACACCGAAGAUAAUCUUACCUAUCUUCAGCUGAUGGAACGGUGCGUCACUGAUCCAGUCACUGGACUGUGCCUCCUCCCACUCAAUGGCAAGUCUGGCAGCUUGAAUUUCAACUUCAUUGACUACCAAAGUAAAAUGGCCCUAAAAAAUGAGAAGGUGAAAGUGACAUGUGGGAAGUACAUGGGAAUGACAGUAUCUCUGUGGGAACUGCUGAUGUCAGAAUACUUUGAUGAACAGCAGAGGCAAGACAUCAUUCAGAAGUAUAGAGAGGGGAAGCUCACUAUAAAAAUGACAAUUACAACAGUUAUGGAAGUCAUAGAGAAGUCUGUAAAAACAACUAAAGUUGUCUUUGAAGGCAUCAGAGGAACUGUCACGGCCAGUCAGCUUGAGGAGGCAGACAUCAUAACUAAAGACGUCUUGGAGGAUCUGACAAAGGGAAAAAAGUCAGUGAAAGAGGUGAUGGAAGAUGAAAAUGUAAAUGUGUACUUGCAGGGGAAAGACAGUAUUGCAGGUAUCCUGCUUCCUGAUUCUCAAAUCAUGACCAUCUACCAGGCAAGACAGAAAGGAAAGCUGAUGCCAGGAACUGCUCUCAUUCUGCUAGAGGCACAGGCAGCAACAGGGUUCAUUAUUGACCCUAUUGGAAACAGGAAGUUUUCAGUGGAUGAUGCUGUCAAAGCAAAAAUUGUGGGGCCUGAUAUCUGUCAAAAACUGCGCUCAGCAGAGAAAGCAGUCACUGGGUACAAAGAUCCAUAUGAUGGUAAAAUAAUCUCCUUGUUCCAAGCAAUGCAGAAAGACCUCAUCCUACAAGAUCAUGGAAUUCGGCUCCUGGAAGCACAAAUUGCCACCGGUGGGAUCAUUGACCCAGUGAACAGCCAUCGGAUUCCUAUCCAUGUGGCCUACAAGAGGGGGUACUUCAAUGAGCAAAUGGAUCAGAUCCUGAGGGAUCCAAGUGAUGAUACCAAAGGUUUUUUUGACCCCAACACUCACGAGAACCUGACAUACUUGCAGCUCAUGGCCAGAUGUGUCACAGAUCCCAGUACAGGUCUGUGUCUCUUGCCACUCAAAAGCAAAAGUAAUAAAAUUCACAUUGAUGAUAAUCUUUGUGAAACAUUCAAAACAACAGUUACAGUUAAGUAUGGAAGGUUCAAGGGCAAGCACACAACACUGUGGGAUCUUAUCAAUUCAGAGUAUCUGUCAGAGGACAAACGACAGGAGUUUUUUAAGCUCUUCAAAUCAAGAAAAAUCACAAUUGAGCAACUCAUCGUCACCAUUUUAGAGAUCAUUGAAAAUAAGGAGAUAAAACAGCAAGCAGCGUUGAACUUUGAAAGUCUCAGAGGCAAGGUCUCUGUUGUGGAUCUUCGGGAGGUUGGAAUUGUGAAUGAAACAACCUACAACAGUUUGAUCGAUGGAAAGCUGACAAGCACUGAUGUACUGAAAAUGGAUAGCGUGAGAGACUACCUACAAGGAAAAAGUUGUGUAGCUGGUGUGAUUCUGCAACCCUCCAAUCAGAAGCUAAGCAUCUAUGAGGCACAGAAAAUUGGUAUUGUUACACCUGGCACUGCCCUUUGUCUCCUUGAAGCACAAGCAGCCACAGGGUUCAUUGUCGACCCUCUGAAAAACAAAAAGCUUACAGUGGAACAAGCUCUCAGAGAAAAGAUAAUUGGUCCACAGAUGUAUGAAAAGCUGUUGACUGCAGAGAGGGCAGUCACUGGUUACACAGAUCCGUACAAUGGUCAAAAGAUCUCACUUUUUCAAGCCUUGAAAAAGGAUCUAAUUGUCAAGCAGCAUGGCAUCCGAUUACUUGAAGCCCAGAUCGCUACAGGUGGUAUCAUUGAUCCCUUGAUGUGUCUUCAUCUACCCCUUGAGGUUGCAUACAAGAAAGGAUAUUUUGAUGCAGAACUCAAUCAAAUCCUGACAGACCCAUCUGACGACACAAAGGGUUUUUUUGACCCAAAGACAAAAGACAAUCUGACAUACAUGGAGAUGUUGGGCAGGUGUGUAAGAGAUAAGGAAACAGGACUGUUUCUCCUGCCACUGGAUGACAAACCUGGAACAAAGGCAGAAAUGUAUACUGACACAGAAAUAAAAAAAGAGUUCGAAAAGACAGGUCUGAGCAUAUCAGUAGGACGCUACUCAGGAAAAUCAGUUUCUCUAUGGGACCUGAUUCACUCUGGGUACUUCACCGAGGAACAACGGCUUGAUUUAAUUGAAAAAUACAGAGCAAAGAAGAUUACCACACACACCAUAACCACACUCGUGAUUUCCACCAUUGAAAAACUGGAGAAGAGUAAAACUCCCAAAAUGAUAAUGGGUCUGAGAAAGCCUGUCUCUGCAAAUACACUACUGGAUUCUGAUAUCCUCAAUGCAGAUACAUUCAAACAAGUUAAAGAAGGAACACUCACUUUUGAGGCAGCAACCCAAUGUGAAUCUGUGAGAGGAUACCUGAAGGGAACCGGAAGCAUUGCUGGAAUUAAGCGUCAUCCCUCCAAAACAGUAAUAAGCAUAUAUGAGGCAAAAAGGGAAAAUCUGUUAACACCAGGCAUUGCACUUCUACUGCUUGAAGCGCAGGCUGCAACAGGAUGGGUGAUUGAUCCUCUCAAAAACAAGUUCUAUACUGUUGAUGAGGCAGUGGGAGAGAAAGUAAUUGGACCAGAUGUACACGAGAACCUUCUCUCUGCUGAACGAGCUGUCACCGGCUAUCAAGAUCCAUAUACAGAUGCAAAAAUUUCACUGUUUGAAGCCAUGAAUGAACAGCUUAUUCAGAGAAGUGAUGGCAGCCGUCUUCUUGAGGCACAAUUAGCAACUGGAGGAAUCAUUGACCCGAAACAAAGCCACAGACUACCUGUCCACAUUGCUAUUAAAAAGGGAUAUCUCAAUGAAAAAAUGAGCAAAAUUCUGUUGAACCCGAAUGAUGAUGCAAAGGGAUUCUUUGACCCAAAUACCAAAGACAAGAUCUCUUACCACCAGCUGAUAAAACAAUGUGAGAAAGAUCCUGAAACUGGGCUACUUCUUCUACCCUUGUAUGAAGAGGAGUGCCAUGUAUUUCACACAGAUGAACAAAUAGAGCUUGCAUUCAAAAACAAAACUGUUGCCAUGCAUGCAGGAAAAUUUGAAAAUAAGGUGGUGACAUUGUGGGAAGUACUGCUCUCUGAAUACAUAUCAGAGCAAAAGAGGAAGCAGCUCCUACAGCAAUACAAGACAGAAGCCAUGAAAAUGGAGGAGAUCAUUGAAAUACUCACAGUCAUCAUUACAGAGGUAUCAACCAAAGAAAAAAAGUUCAAAGGACUAAGAAAGCAGGUUUCAGCCAGUGAGUUGUAUGAAUCAAAAAUAAUCUCAAAGGAGCUCUUUACGCAGAUUAUAAAGGGGGAAAUCACUGAUGAGAAAAUUAAGAAAAUGGAAUCAAUUCAAAAAUACCUUGGAGCUACAAACAGUAUAGCAGGAGUCAGAGUUGAAUCUACAAAGAAAGUUAUAAGCAUCUAUGAAGCCAGAAAAAAAGGCCUGAUUGCCCCUGGCACUUCUCUUGUGCUGUUGGAAGCACAAGCAGCGACUGGUUUUGUCAUUGACCCAGUCAACAACAAGAAACUUUCAGUAGAGGAAGCUGUGGCUCAAGGAGUGGUUGGCAGUGAGUGGAAAAACAAACUGCUUUCAGCAGAAAGGGCCGUAACAGGAUACAAAGAUCCCUACACUGGAAACACAAUUUCUUUGUUCCAAGCUUUGAAAAAAGAUCUCAUUGUGAAAGAUCAUGGAAUUCGUCUCCUUGAAGCGCAAAUUGCAACUGGAGGAAUAAUUGAUCCAGUCUACAGUCAUCGAGUGCCAGUAAAGGUGGCAUAUCAAAGAGGUUACUUUGAUGAGGAAAUGAACCAGAUCUUGUCUGAUCCUGAUGAUGACACCAAGGGCUUCUUUGAUCCCAACACUAAAGAGAACCUAACCUAUCUCCAGCUGGUGGAGAGAUGUGUCACAGACCCAAAAACGGGCCUUAACUUACUGUCCAUUGUAAAGAAAGACGAAUUUUAUUUCUUUGUUGAUGAGGCUACAAAACUCAUUCUGAAAUCUACAACAACAAACAAAGCAGGGGGGAAAUACCAAGGAACAACAGUGUCUCUGUGGGAUCUGCUCUACUCUAAAUACAUCACAGAGGAGAAGAGGAGAGAGCUUGUGCAACAGUACAAGUCUGGGUCAAUCACAAUUGAUCGUCUUUUAGAGAUUAUCCUGACAAUCAUUCAGCAACAAACAAAAUCAGACAGCAACACAACAAAAACUACCAUCACCACUACUACAGUCACAGAGACAUGUAAAGUUCCAGACUUCCAUGGAAUCAGGAAGGAAGUCAGUGCUACUGAGCUGCUUGAAUCAAAAAUCAUCACUGAGGAACUCUACAAAGAUCUUAGUUCUGGAAAAGUCACAGUGACGGAAGUGAGUGAAAUGGAUUCAGUAAGCAAGUACCUUGAGGGGACCAACAGCAUUGCAGGGGUGUACGUGCAGUCUACCAUGGAGACCCUGAGUAUCUUCGAAGCCAAAGGUAAAGGCCUGCUGACUCCUGGUACUUCUCUGGUUCUGCUGGAGGCCCAAGCUGCCACUGGCUUUGUCAUUGAUCCAGUGAACAACAAGAAACUUUCAGUAGAGGAAGCUGUCGCUCAAGGAGUGGUUGGCAGUGAGUGGAAAAACAAACUGCUUUCAGCAGAAAGGGCCGUAACAGGAUACAAAGAUCCCUACACUGGAAACACAAUUUCUUUGUUCCAAGCUUUGAAAAAAGAUCUCAUUGUGAAAAAUCAUGGAAUUCGUCUCCUUGAAGCGCAAAUUGCAACUGGAGGAAUAAUUGAUCCAGUCUACAGUCACAGAGUGCCUGUACAAGUGGCAUAUGAAAGAGGUUACUUUGAUGAGGAAAUGAACCAGAUCUUGUCUGAUCCUGAUGAUGACACCAAGGGCUUCUUUGAUCCCAACACUAAAGAGAACCUAACCUAUCUCCAGCUGGUGGAGAGAUGUGUGACCGAUCCCAUCACUGGCUUUAGCUUACUGGUCAUUGUGAAGAAAGGCGAGUUUUAUUUCUUUGUUGAUGAGGCUACAAAACUCAUUCUGAAAUCUACAACAACAAACAAAGCAGGGGGGAAAUACCAAGGAUCAACAGUGUCUCUGUGGGAUCUGCUCUACUCUAAAUACAUCACUGAGGAGAAGAGGAGAGAGCUUGUGCAACAGUACAAGUCUGGGUCAAUCACAAUUGAUCGUCUUUUAGAGAUUAUCCUGACAAUCAUUCAGCAACAAACAAAAUCAGACAGCAACACAACCAAAACUACCAUCACCACUACUACAGUCACAGAGACAUGUGAAGUUCCAGACUUCCAUGGAAUCAGGAAGGAAGUCAGUGCUACUGAGCUGCUUGAAUCAAAAAUCAUCACUGAGGAACUCUACAAAGAUCUUAGCUCUGGAAAAGUCACAGUGACAGAAGUGAGUGAAAUGGAUUCAGUAAGCAAGUACCUUGAGGGGACCAACAGCAUUGCAGGGGUGUACGUGCAGUCUACCAUGGAGACCCUGAGUAUCUUCGAAGCCAAAGGUAAAGGCCUGCUGACUCCUGGUACUUCUCUGGUUCUGCUGGAGGCCCAAGCUGCCACUGGCUUUGUCAUUGAUCCAGUGAACAACAAGAAACUUUCAGUAGAGGAAGCUGUCGCUCAAGGAGUGGUUGGCAGUGAGUGGAAAAACAAACUGCUUUCAGCAGAAAGGGCCGUAACAGGAUACAAAGAUCCCUACACUGGAAACACAAUUUCUUUGUUCCAAGCUUUGAAAAAAGAUCUCAUUGUGAAAGAUCAUGGAAUUCGUCUCCUUGAAGCGCAAAUUGCAACUGGAGGAAUAAUUGAUCCAGUCUACAGUCACAGAGUGCCUGUACAAGUGGCAUAUGAAAGAGGUUACUUUGAUGAGGAAAUGAACCAGAUCUUGUCUGAUCCUGAUGAUGACACCAAGGGCUUCUUUGAUCCCAACACUAAAGAGAACCUAACCUAUCUCCAGCUGGUGGAGAGAUGUGUGACCGAUCCCAUCACUGGCUUUAGCUUACUGGUCAUUGUGAAGAAAGGCGAGUUUUAUUUCUUUGUUGAUGAGGCUACAAAACUCAUUCUGAAAUCUACAACAACAAACAAAGCAGGGGGGAAAUACCAAGGAUCAACAGUGUCUCUGUGGGAUCUGCUCUACUCUAAAUACAUCACUGAGGAGAAGAGGAGAGAGCUUGUGCAACAGUACAAGUCUGGGUCAAUCACAAUUGAUCGUCUUUUAGAGAUUAUCCUGACAAUCAUUCAGCAACAAACAAAAUCAGACAGCAACACAACCAAAACUACCAUCACCACUACUACAGUCACAGAGACAUGUGAAGUUCCAGACUUCCAUGGAAUCAGGAAGGAAGUCAGUGCUACUGAGCUGCUUGAAUCAAAAAUCAUCACUGAGGAACUCUACAAAGAUCUUAGCUCUGGAAAAGUCACAGUGACAGAAGUGAGUGAAAUGGAUUCAGUAAGCAAGUACCUUGAGGGGACCAACAGCAUUGCAGGGGUGUACGUGCAGUCUACCAUGGAGACCCUGAGUAUCUUCGAAGCCAAAGGUAAAGGCCUGCUGACUCCUGGUACUUCUCUGGUUCUGCUGGAGGCCCAAGCUGCCACUGGCUUUGUCAUUGAUCCAGUGAACAACAAGAAACUUUCAGUAGAGGAAGCUGUCGCUCAAGGAGUGGUUGGCAGUGAGUGGAAAAACAAACUGCUUUCAGCAGAAAGGGCCGUAACAGGAUACAAAGAUCCCUACACUGGAAACACAAUUUCUUUGUUCCAAGCUUUGAAAAAAGAUCUCAUUGUGAAAGAUCAUGGAAUUCGUCUCCUUGAAGCGCAAAUUGCAACUGGAGGAAUAAUUGAUCCAGUCUACAGUCACAGAGUGCCUGUACAAGUGGCAUAUGAAAGAGGUUACUUUGAUGAGGAAAUGAACCAGAUCUUGUCUGAUCCUGAUGAUGACACCAAGGGCUUCUUUGAUCCCAACACUAAAGAGAACCUAACCUAUCUCCAGCUGGUGGAGAGAUGUGUGACCGAUCCCAUCACUGGCUUUAGCUUACUGGUCAUUGUGAAGAAAGACGAAUUUUAUUUCUUUGUUGAUGAGGCUACAAAACUCAUUCUGAAAUCUACAACAACAAACAAAGCAGGGGGGAAAUACCAAGGAUCAACAGUGUCUCUGUGGGAUCUGCUCUACUCUAAAUACAUCACUGAGGAGAAGAGGAGAGAGCUUGUGCAACAGUACAAGUCUGGGUCAAUCACAAUUGAUCGUCUUUUAGAGAUUAUCCUGACAAUCAUUCAGCAACAAACAAAAUCAGACAGCAACACAACCAAAACUACCAUCACCACUACUACAGUCACAGAGACAUGUGAAGUUCCAGACUUCCAUGGAAUCAGGAAGGAAGUCAGUGCUACUGAGCUGCUUGAAUCAAAAAUCAUCACUAAGGAACUCUACAAAGAUCUUAGCUCUGGAAAAGUCACAGUGGCGGAAGUGAGUGAAAUGGAUUCAGUAAGCAAAUACCUUGAGGGGACCAACAGCAUUGCAGGGGUGUACGUGCAGUCUACCAUGGAGACCCUGAGUAUCUACAAAGCCAAAGGUAAAGGCCUGCUGACUCCUGGUACUUCUCUGGUUCUGCUGGAGGCCCAAGCUGCCACUGGCUUCGUCAUUGAUCCAGUGAACAACAAGAAACUUUCAGUAGAGGAAGCUGUGGCUCAAGGAGUGGUUGGCAGUGAGUGGAAAAACAAACUGCUUUCAGCAGAAAGGGCCGUAACAGGAUACAAAGAUCCCUACACUGGAAACACAAUUUCUUUGUUCCAAGCUUUGAAAAAAGAUCUCAUUGUGAAAGAUCAUGGAAUUCGUCUCCUUGAAGCGCAAAUUGCAACUGGAGGAAUAAUUGACCCAGUGCACAGUCACAGAGUGCCUGUACAAGUGGCAUAUGAAAGAGGUUACUUUGAUGAGGAAAUGAACCAGAUCUUGUCUGAUCCUGAUGAUGACACCAAGGGCUUCUUUGAUCCCAACACUAAAGAGAACCUAACCUAUCUCCAGCUGGUGGAGAGAUGUGUGACCGAUCCCAUCACAGGCCUUAGCUUACUCCCCUUGCACAGGUGAGGGAAAGGAAACCUUCUUAAAUGAUUAUUCUUGUCUUUUUUCCAGUAUGUGAUUUUUUACUAACUACUGAUGCUAGUAGUCACAAAACAACUUCACCGCAUUUGUUUUAGAGUUUCAGUUUUAGUCAAGCCAAGGCUGUUUUCAAAGAAAUAUGGAGAAAAAUACUGUAUUGUGCUGAAUACUUUUCCUUCCUUAAAAAAUAGAGCAAGCAAUGAAUUUAAAAAAAACUUCUUAUUCUAUCACAGGAAGCAGUGUUUUGUUUCAAGGUUUUGAUCACCAUGAGGACUAAAGUCCUUUUGAAACAGCAAGCACUUUUAUUGGUUUUCAAUCUCUAUUUUUACUGAAUUCUGAUCAUCUUUGACUAUAUACGACAGUAACUGGUAUAAAAACAUUUUGGAUUUAUGAUACUUUUCCUUGGUUAAUGUUACUUCAUGUUAUUUGUUGUAUCCAUGGGUUUUACUGUUUCCACACAGUUGUAACUAGAUGGGUUCAGCUUAACCUGCUUUCACAUCACAUAUAGAAGCUCAACUUAGUUAUGUUGUACUGUACUUGGGCAAAAACCUUCCUUUACACACAAAUACAUUGUGUGUCUUAAAUUAGUGAAAUGUGACUACAAUGAAUAUAGUUUUGCAUUGCCUGCUUUGACUCACCCUGGGAGCAAACCACGCAUUUGUUUUUUUUCUACACUUUUACAACAUUCAUUGCUCAUAUUGUUUCAUUGUGCAGCCCAAUAAAUAAAUGAGAUAUGAAUACUA
This is a messenger RNA of Seriola dumerili (greater amberjack), 10118 nucleotides long. It is a transcript of the gene eppk1, whose product is annotated as epiplakin 1. Gene Ontology annotation, molecular function: structural constituent of cytoskeleton; ankyrin binding; structural constituent of muscle. The coding region runs from base 1 to 9363 and encodes 3120 amino acids. The transcript has a single exon. Lineage: Eukaryota; Metazoa; Chordata; Actinopteri; Carangiformes; Carangidae. Gene Ontology annotation, biological process: intermediate filament cytoskeleton organization; hemidesmosome assembly; wound healing. The record is from RefSeq and is a predicted model, not a curated record. Gene Ontology annotation, cellular component: focal adhesion; perinuclear region of cytoplasm; intermediate filament.